Molecule: messenger RNA, 1325 nt
Organism: Ixodes scapularis (black-legged tick)
Lineage: Eukaryota; Metazoa; Arthropoda; Arachnida; Ixodida; Ixodidae
Product: ornithine aminotransferase, mitochondrial-like
Exons: 7
Coding region: 1-1236 (411 amino acids)
Cellular component (GO): cytoplasm
Molecular function (GO): identical protein binding; pyridoxal phosphate binding; L-ornithine transaminase activity
Source: RefSeq, a predicted model, not a curated record
AUGUCUGCGCCCAAGACCCGCCUUCUCAGCUCACAGCAGGUCUUCGAGCAGGAAGAGAAGUAUGGAGCCCACUGCUAUCAUCCUCUGCCGGUAGUCAUCCACGAGGCGAAAGGCAUUUAUGUCUGGGACAUCGAGGGGCGGCGCUACUUCGACUUCGUCGGUGCGUUCGGUGCAGUCGCCCAGGGCCACUGCCACCCGAAGAUCGUGGGGGCGCUCCGGGAACAGGCUGGAAAAGUAACCCUCGCCUCCAGGGCAUUCUACAGCCCUGCCCUCGUGGAGUUCCAAGAGCGUCUAUGCCGUCUGUUGGGAUACGACAAGGUGCUGCCCAUGAACACAGGUGUGGAGGCUGCCGAAACGGCGUGCAAGCUGGCUCGACGCUGGGGCUACGACGUCAAGGGCAUCCCGGCUAACCAGGCCAAGAUGUUGUUCGCAGCCGGCAACGUCAUGGGACGCAGCAUCGCGGCCAUCUCCUGCUCGACGGACCCUCCGCAUUACGCGGGGUUCGGUCCUUUCCUGCCGGGCGUCGAGAUCGUACCUUACGACGACCUCCGAGCGCUGGAGAGUGCUUUUGCGGAUUCGAACGUCUGCUCGUUCAUGGUGGAGCCCAUUCAGGGGGCAGCUGGCGUCAUCGUGCCUUCGGACGGCUAUUUCAAGGGCGUGCGACAGCUGUGCACCAAACACAACGUCCUUUGGAUCGCGGACGAGAUCCAGACGGGUCUUGGCCGCACGGGAAAAUGGCUCUGCGUUGAUCACGAACAAGUACGUCCGGACAUGGUUGUUCUUGGCAAGGCGCUAUCCGGCGGCGUGUACCCGGUGUCGGCGGUACUUGCAGACGACCAAGUCAUGCUGGUCAUCAAGCCCGGCGAACACGGCUCGACCUUCGGCGGAAACCCGCUUGCUGCGCGCGUGGCACUCGCAGCACUGCAGGUACUUGAAGAGGAGAACCUGGUCGAUAACGCAGAACGCAUGGGUCGGCUCCUUAGGUCGGGGCUGAGCAAGCUUCUUGGAGACCUGGUGCGAGAAGUGCGUGGAAAGGGACUGCUCAACGCCAUCGUGCUAGCUCCAGGCGUGGACGCCAAGGAAGUCUGCCUACAGCUCAUGAAGAAAGGUGUGCUCGCCCAGUCCAAGACCAGGGACACGAUCAGACUUGCUCCACCCUUGGUCAUCAACGAGGAAGAGAUGCGCACCUGCAUCGACAUCAUUACCCAGACACUUACGCACUAUCGGAAGCCAUAGGCAUUUCUUUGCUUUCCCCGGCUGGCUGAGAAAGCUGACUAUACCAUGCGUGAUCUACACUCCGUUUCACAUUAUGCCCGAUCCCGGCC